AUGUUAGAUAACAGUUUAAGUGAGUUAAACGAAUUGCAAAAAAUCCAACAAGAUGGAAAAUUGUCACUCGCUAAAUUGUGGGAGUACAUUUUGCACAAUAAACGUCUUCCAGAUAAUAUCGAUUUGUCCACAUUAUAUUCGACAAUACACGAGAAGUUGAGAGAUCCGGAAAAGGAAGUACGCCAACAUGCCCUUCGUGUACUUUGCGACGUAGUAAAGUACACCGAGAGAGAUAUUUUGGAUUCGUAUAUGAGCGAAAUUGUGCCGGAAAUCGUCCAUAAUUUGGAAAAUCCUGCUCCCUCUUUAAGAAACGGUGCGACAAACACCUUAAGAAUUUAUCUCGAAUACACAAAAAAUUACAAUAAAAUUCUGGAAGAUUUUUUUAAUUCAGAAACUAACAGUGCAGCAUUCGUGAAAUCCAUACCGUUUUUCAUCAGUGGAAAAAUUAAUAUUUUACAAUUAACACGUAUCUUAAACCUUUUAUUUGAUAUCGCCAAUAGUGAGUGCAUCAAUCAUGAAAGUGCCCUUAAAUCUCUGGCAAGGAUUAAAACUUUCAUUGGAGAUUUCACUUUCAAAAAAAUAUUAGGAGAAGUGAACACGACGAAGUAUAGAACAAUGUGCGACACUCUUGGUCUUCCUACCGAAAUAAACGAAAUGGAAUCAGAAAAAACAUGGACCGAAGAUUAUGUGGAGGAUAGAGUGAUUUUAGAGACUGAAAUUACCUUGGAAAGUGGACCGGCAAUCACAAUGCAAAUACACGAAGAAUCCAGACCGAACAGUGUUUUGGCGAUCAUACUCGCCGACGACAGCGAGAGUGAUUUUUACGAGUCUGCGAGAAAAACACCCCGUAAAGUCCGUUUUGGUGGUGAGGUGGUGAAAAUGCGGACGCCCGAAAGCGACAGCAGCAACCACGAACCCGAUCCGGAGUCGGAAUCGCAACCGAACGAGGAAACGACCACUAUUCACAUCACCGUCACCGACGCCGUUUCAAUCCGGACGAAGAAAAGUCUGAUUCCCGUCAGGAUCACAUCUUUACCUUCAACGCCUAAAAAAUGUUUGCAAGCUCCAAACAGGUUGCACAUGUCGACUCCAAACUUAAGUAUAAAAAACUGUCAAAAUUCGAAGAUACCUUUAAGAUAUACUUCUAAAACGGACACAAAAAUCUCUUCUUCGGAACAACCAAAUUUCAAGUCUUCCUUGAAUUUCACUGAACAAAGAAAAACGCACAAAAAUGAUCAGAAGAAAGAUGAAACAAUCAAAAUUCCUAAACUAACAGAGACGGAAAAAACAAAGGAGAACAAAGAGAACAAAGAAAAUUUGAAGAUCCAACAGCCAAAAAGUCAACGAAGAAACAGUCGUCAAGACGUGUACAGUCCGAUUCCUGUUCACAAUGAAAUCGAGCUGUUCCACAAUCUAACCAGAUCUCCACAGCCGAGCAGAAAGUCAUCAAUAUCCGAACCGAAAGAAGGAGGCAAACAAGAAACCGAACAAGUUUCAGAAGAAAAAAAAAUCCCAUUAAACAACAAUUGGAGAAGCAAAGAAACUAACGAAAAUAAAGAAGAAAAUCAAAACUGGAAAGACAAAGAACUGAUACCAACCGAAACUGUGAACAAAUGGUCAACGAAAGAGCCGCAAGUGAGAUCACAGGAAAGUAAUUGGUUGCAAAAAGAUCAAAAUGAUAAUUGGCCGACUGUUUCCAAAGAAGAAGAUCGGAAGAACGAUUCAAAAGUUUCUGAUCACGGUAAACUAAGACGGAAAGAGAGUUAUAACAGUUUCAAGAUCUUUCAUUCGUUCGAAAACAAAGACAACGAGAAUGGACAAGACUUGCACGAAACGUUGCAUUUCUCGAAUCUUCACGGAGAAGAAGAAAUUUGGGCAAAAACUGAAGCUCUGGAUAAUUUGAUUUUUGCGUUAGAACAACCAAACACCUGUUCAUCUUUGGAACCUGGUCCUGCAGCUCUUUUAUUCGAAGCCCUCUUUGCCUGCCAACAUCGGGACAGGCUUCAUGGGAAAGCUGAUGAAGCUUUGGAAAUAAUGAUUCGAGAAGUACGAGGGGAAGUCUUGGAAAAAUGUCUGGGACGGUUGGCACCAAACUUAUCGAAAAUGGGGGCCCCAAGAGGAGUUCGUUUGGCCAUGCUGGUUAUGAAGAAGUGUCCGGCUAGAAAAUUUCAAAUCGAACUCACUGAAAGAGGAUACGGACAUCGAUCGAGGGAGGGAUCUUUACAAAUUUUAAUGGCUUGUGCCCGUUUGCUUCCAAGUAUGGAAGUGGAAGUCCACAGAGCGGCACAAUUUGCCUCGAUAGCAUUGAGGGACCGCCGAAGGAAGAUUCGACAAGGCGCAUUAGAACUUCUGGCGACUCUUGCACAAAUCGGGUCCAAUUCAGAGAUUUUAGAUAUCGUUGAAAAAAAUGUGGCCGGAUUUCCUGACCAACAUAAUUUGAUGAGAGUUGUUAGAACCAGAUUAUCGAGGAGACAACUUCCUACCAUAGAAACGGAUGGCAGUGUAAGAUACUCAUCUCCAAAAGAACGAACGGAAAUCGAAUGGAUCUCCGGAAACUUACAACAACCUUCUUCCGAUUCAUCAUCGUCCUCCACCGCUUCCGUUAAUUACUGGAGACAUAAUUUAAGACAUCAGGAUGGUCCAAUCACCGAUUUAAUGAUUCAGAAGAAUAAAGAAAGUGACGAGGGCAAUGGAAAUGAACCUGCUCAAAUUUGGGCCGUUGAUUCCUCAAUAUUCUCCAAACAGCAUCCAAACUCCAACAGUAAAGUAAGUUCCAAUCUUCUUCGACCUGUUUACAUCCUUCAACCGGAGAAUAAAAUUCGAGGGCACAGAAGGUACGAUCGAGGCAGGUCGUUUUCUCCUCCGAAACCACAACGAAGAUUUCUCAAUGGAUCAAAUGAAACUUUAUCGGCUUCUGCAGUUCACCAGCCAAAAUACUCGUUGAAUUCCAAAAAUCCGUAUGAUAGUUUUAAAAAAAGUUUUUCUUCAGAACAAUUGUAUCACAGUGAACGACCGAAUCAGGAGCCUUAUUCAUUCUCCUUGUCGAGCAGAAGUUCAACUACAUCAACUGGAUCCUCCACCAGAAGCGGUAUUUGGCACAAAGAUUUCAGAUCCGGCAUCCCAAUUCCAAUCAGUUCGGAAACAAAAUUGAGAAUUAGGACGAACGGGAAUCACAGCAACGGGCCUGUCAUCGCAAAAAGCGGCGUCGAUAGACCGCUGGCGUUGCGACGCCGCGUCGUAAGUAGUGGGGACGUGCGUCCUGUAAAAAUGAUGUGCGACAUUGUAAACCCGUGGGGUCUGAGGGAGAAGAAGUUUGACAUGGUAUAUCGGUGGUGUCCGUGCGUUUUUAGGGGUGCAAAGGUUUGCGAUUCGAAUAGUUUCGAGGGAAAAAUUAAAAGUUCGACGCCAGUCGUCGUUGUCACGUUGCCGCCUGAAAACUACAUCGAAAAGGAUCUUGAAGUGAGCGUGUUUAAUGUGACCCAAGAGUCACCGGUUAUAUGUAGAGUACCACCUCAAGUUGUUGGGGGAAGUCCACAACUGGUGCCGCCCAAAUCGUCGGGAUCCGAAUCAUCCGGAUAUUUCACUCCACCACCAGACAAUCAACAGGCUUUCGUCAAACUAGAUACCGAAGAAACGAUGGAACCAGAACAAGAAUCGAAGGAUUGCGUUGAUAAUGAUCAAAGAGAAUUUACAAUGAGUUCCCCAGAAAUGAGCGAUUCACACGAUUUGGAAAGAUGCGAACAUGUUUUGGGUGAAAAAAUUGAAAAUAAAUUAAAGGAAGAACUGUCAAUAAGUAGAACUACCUUGGAAGAUUUGGAAAACUUAGAUAGCGAACCGAUUGAUUUUGAAAAACGGACGAAAAGCAAAUCAGUUGUCGAGUUACAGACAUUUUUACCAGAUAUUAUAGCAAAUUCUGGAAGAAAAUCUGUUAGUUCAGCUCCACCACUAAACGACGACGUCGACGAAUUGGACUGCGCCUCUAAAAACUUCGACGACACUCCAAUAUCACCGGUCAGGCCUGCUCUACCGGGGUGUGCCACCGAUGAUGAAACACCACCGCCAGUCGAAGCGCCUCCUCCACUCAAAAGCGGUUCUUCGGUACGUUUGAGCAAGAGGUUCGCCAGAACACAAAGUAGAAGAUCACUGAAAACGCCCCGAACUCCAGCCAUCGAGCCCAUUUCCAAUCAGUUGAGACCUUGCAGCAAACCUAAGGAAGCCUUGCAACAGGCUCUGCAUCAGAUGGAAAGUCCUGAAUGGGAAGUUACAAUACAAGGUAUACAUGGUUUGGUUAGAGUGAUGAGAUUCCAUCCAGAUCAAGUGGAGAACAAUAUACAUGCGGUUUGCGUAACUUUAGCGAAACACGUUAAGAAUCUGCGCUCCCAAGUGGCCAGAACAGCUUGUCAAGCAACUACGGAGUUAUUUUCUACUUGUAAAAGAGGACUCGAUGUAGAAAUUGAAGAAAUUGCGGUUCCUUUGCUGCAAAGAACGGCCGACACUAACAAGUUUUUGAGAGCCGACGCAAACUCAUCGUUAGACGUUAUGGCUGAACAACUUCCCUUACAUCGUGUCGUCACGGUUUUAACUGGACGAGGAUGUGGGCAUCAAAAUGCAGUUGUCAGAGCUGCUUCAUCCAGAAUUUUAGGAGAUAUUGUUGAAAGAUUUGGUGCCGACAAAAUAUUUCAACUACCUAAAGAAACGAGAGACAGGAUUUUGGGGGCAGCAGCAAACUGUCUGGCAGAUGGUUCAUUAGAUGCUCGCCGCCAUGCCAAAGGAAUAUUUUCGUUAUUAGUUAAACAUCCCAACUUUCAACGGUACCUCCAUGAAUCAGUGCCGCAACAUACAAUAAGACAUAUCUCCAAGGCUCUAAACGCACUAAAAUCCGAUACUUAAAUACACCCAUCAACCCAAAUUGCCACUCCAUUCAAUUAACAAUAAAUUCAUUCAGUGAGAUAAAUAAAUAUUGUCAUAAAUUAAUUACAAAUACCUACAGUUAGUUCCAGAGUUAGUCUGAGGCUCUGUGCCAAAAAACAUUUGUUACUUAACAUAUAAAUGGGUGGCAGUUUUUCAAUUUUAUCCAGGUACAGAUGUUGAAUUAAUAGUAAUAGCUUGCCUUAUAAAUCGCAAUUUAGACGAUAACUAAUCCGUCCAAUUGUAUAUAAUUAAUUAGUGUAGACAUAGAUAUAUUUUCCUAAUGAUAAGGCGUCAAAUUCUAAUUUUUAUAACUGAAUAAUCAAUUUUUAUUACACUGAUCAUGACAUUUUCUAUAGGCGUACAUUUCAUUGGUGUUAUAAAAAUUGACUGUUAAUUAUUAGGAAUACUUUAUUUAUUUUUUUUUUUUUAUGAGAAGCACAGGUUGAAAUAUCUUCCAAUCAUUAUUUAUUUAAUUAGAGAUUUGUACUUAACGUUGUUAUAUUUACAUACUAUAAAUAGUUAUAAAUUGUUAAAAAAUAAAGUUAAUUGUUUAUAUAUUA
Molecule: messenger RNA, 5471 nt
Organism: Aethina tumida (small hive beetle)
Lineage: Eukaryota; Metazoa; Arthropoda; Insecta; Coleoptera; Nitidulidae
Exons: 22
Coding region: 1-4890 (1629 amino acids)
Biological process (GO): microtubule cytoskeleton organization
Cellular component (GO): cytoplasmic microtubule; cilium
Molecular function (GO): microtubule binding
Source: RefSeq, a predicted model, not a curated record